UAUUUAAUAAGUAUGCUCUGUCAACCAGGCUGUGGAGAUAGGAGAAAGCGAACCCUUCCAGCGCUAUCGCAGUCGUUUGGUGCGCAGUCCCAUCCCUGGCUGUGAGACAAUGCGCUUUGCCUCUGACGAGUACUGGGCAUGCGCUGUUCGACAUUUCACCACAAACCUGCACCAUCAGGUGGGCACGUGCAAGAUGGGACCUGCCGAUGAUCCAGAGGCGGUGGUAGACCCCAGACUACGGGUGUACGGUGUCAGCAACCUCCGGGUGGUGGACGCCAGCAUCAUGCCCGUCAUCCCCACAGGCCACACCAAUGCCAUCAUCUUCAUGAUCGGAGAGAAGGCAGCGGACAUGAUCAAACAGGACUGGUUCAACAGCAAGCGCCGGCGUAGCUAUGGUCGAGGCCGGUAGAUGCUACUCACUGUGAUAAACUUCAGCUUCUACGAUUUCAUUUUUUUAUUCAGCCUAAAUGUACCAUAAAUAUCUCCCACUAUUGUGAAGAAAUGCGCAUUAGAAAUAUUUCUCAAUUCUUCAUAGAUAUGGUACUGGAUUCGUAACUCUUGGAUUAUAGAUUUAUCACAAUUUUAAUUACGGCAUCGACGUGUGAUAACUUAUAUUUUAAGUGCCACUAUAAUUAUAUUCAAUUAGUUCCAUGCUUUAAUUUGUAAGCGACUGCUUCAUUCAAAACAUUGUCAGAAAAAUCGUGUGAACUUAGAAAACGAUAGGAUCCGAGUUAGACUAAAACCAUGCAGCACUUUGUUUCUAUCUUUUUAUAUUGUAUUUGUGAAAAGAAUCCAUUUAUACAUUGUAUUCCAACAUAGUAUAUUUGUAGUCCUCAAUAACAACCAAGAAUUAACUUUUUUAUGCCUAUAGAAGAACAUAAUAUCAUUUACUUUGCAUUUAUAAACAUUAUAAGAGUACAGAUUUAAAUAACACUUACAAUAGUUCUUUGUUAACUUUAAUUAUUGACGAUGGAUGGUUUGAAAGAAUAACAGGGUUUCGGACAUUUGCCAUGUUACAAAAAAAAAGCACUGCGUUUCUAUUAUUUGUGGUCUGUUGUCAAGUUCAUCGCAACACAUUGAUUAGUUGUUAGAUGUUUGUGCUUGUUUACCUUAUUGUUUAAGGUUUUUUGGCACCUAAAGGAGAGGAUACAUUCCAAUCCUUGAAACGCUGUGUUAUAUUUAUGUAACAUACAACGCAACAAAUGUCCGAAAUCUUGUUAUUCUUAUCUUGUAACAAUGCUCAAAAUGUUUGUGUAGCUGUGGAACUCUCUUAGUGCAUAUCAAAAUAAGUUACGAUAUAUUCUGGAAUGCUUAAUUAUAGUGUUUUUUCCAUUCAUUUCCUUUAUCUGGCGGUAAUUGAUUGAAAGUUGGAAAGGUCAGUUAUGCUUUAACGAUUGUUAACUAGUCAUUUGUUCUACAAUUAGGUUUAGCGAUUAGUUUAGUAUGUAGUUUAUCUAUCUGUUAGUGAUCUUGUACAUUCUUGUAAAUAUUUAUAUACUUUUCACAAGAACUGCAAAACAAUCUUUUAAAUGUUUUAGAUAUAAGACAGAUAAAAACAAUGAAUGCUUUGUUGAUUGGUUGUAUAUUCUAUUAGUGUAUUUAUAAUACUAUAAUAAUAUAAUAAUAAGUGUACCCUUACUAAGUAUAAUUAGUAUCCCACGUUAAGUUUAUUUUCGUUUUUUACGUUAAUUUGAUUAAUAUAACAUUGCUGUUCUUUUAUGAAUGUUUGGUAACAAUAAAUUAAAUUGAGAAUUAAAA
Molecule: messenger RNA, 1758 nt
Organism: Homalodisca vitripennis (glassy-winged sharpshooter)
Lineage: Eukaryota; Metazoa; Arthropoda; Insecta; Hemiptera; Cicadellidae
Product: glucose dehydrogenase [FAD, quinone]-like
Exons: 2
Coding region: 110-409 (99 amino acids)
Molecular function (GO): oxidoreductase activity, acting on CH-OH group of donors; flavin adenine dinucleotide binding
Source: RefSeq, a predicted model, not a curated record